GAUUGGGUAACACAAAGAGGGGGAGGAGGGGGGAUUAGAUCACAGGCUGCAGCUGCGGUAACGAACGAAGCAGUUGCGGUAAAGAACAAUCAUAGAAAGACACACACACGGAGACAGACACACACACACGGAGACACACACGGAGACAGACACACACACACGGAGACACACACGGAGACAGACACACACACACGGAGACACACACGGAGACAGACACACACACACGGAGACACACACGGAGACAGACACACACACACGGAGACACACACGGAGACAGACACACACACACGGAGACACACACGGAGACAGACACACACACACGGAGACAGACACACACACACGGAGACACACACGGAGACAGACACACACACACGGAGACACACACGGACACACGCUUUGAUUCAGCAGAGAAAAAAAAGUUCAUAAUCGUCAGUUCGUUGUUCGAGCGUGUCGAGGCAGCUGUAAUCAUCAUGGCAUUAGGAGGAUGUGGACAGAUCUGCAAAUGGAUCAUCAUCCUGUUCAACAUACUCUUCAUCUUGGUGGGUUUAGUUUUAUUAGGAGGAGGACUGUAUCUGCGCUUCAGUGCUGAUGUUCCUGUGGAUAUUAAAAGCAACGAUUUCAUCAUCAUGGUCGGACUGUGCAUAGCCAUUGGUGCUGUGAUUCUUAUAACUUCUGUGAUUGGAGAUUACGGCUCCUGUAGUGAAAAUAAAUCUGCGCUCAGUGUGUACUGCUGUCUGCUGUUUCUGCUCGCCGCAGCGACUGCCAUCGGAGGGGGCGUCGCCUUUGUGAAUAACAGCAAGUUCUCAGGCCAUGUUGCAGAGUUUUACGUCACCGUCUAUGCACAGCACGUCCUUACGGGAGACGUGAUCCGAGCCUUCAUCCUCAAACUGUUCCACACUGCUUUUGAUUGCUGUGGUCUGGGAGGAAUAAUGCAGACUGUGAUGGGUUCCACCAACAUCUGCCCACAGCAGACCUCCAUUUUGGGAAUUCCUGCCUCCCGUAGUUGCUUGCCUUUGAUUAUGAGCGAGCUGCCGGCCUCUUCAGUGCUGAUAUUUUUUAUGGUAAUCGCUGGUAUUCUGUUCCUGGUGUUGGUCUGCAGUGUUAUGCUGUGCUUCAGCAUAAAGAACCGUGUGUACUCUUCACCACCCUUCUACUACUGACCUACAAAAACUCAACGAUGCAAAACACCAUCCUUGUGUCCUCCACAUAAUAUUAUCAUUUCCUCCACCCAAAGUGAAAUCCUUCCCGCAUCCACCCAGUCUUUUCCUACAUCCCCCCACUUCACCUCCAGGCCUUCUCCUGCUUCCAUCCAAACUUCUCCUUCUCCUUCUACCCACCCAGUGUCAUCCAACCUUCUUCACAUCCUCUGCCCUCCACCUAAUCUUCUCACAUCCUCCUCUUCUCCACCCAACAUUCUUUCCUCUUCUCCCCCCCCCCCCUGCACUCACACCUUCACUUCUUCUCUUCCAUCUAUUAUACCAUUUUUCUAGAUUUGUUUUCUCAAGUGGAGUCUUCAAGCAGACAUUGAGGAACCACUAAAGAGGACUGUUGUGCCAAACACACAUACACACACACAUACACACACACACACACACACACUGAGUUGUUUGCAUUGAGUUAUAUACCUUUGAAUGAUGCACAGGUAAAUCCUGGAUCUAUAUCAGUUAUUCAAAUGUUAUUCCAAACUUUUUUAGCGCUUUUCUCCUGAGGACCAGACAAAAUUCUACUCUGAGCCAAAAUCUGUCUUGCAUUCCUAUGACUGUGGGGACAUUUAUUCCUCAUAAAGAUCUAAAAUCUUUGCAUAUACAUGAAAUAAAUGUUUAUAUACAUUCCCAGUCAUACCAUACACACACACACACACUAUAUAGCAUUUCCAUUUCAUCAAUUUUCUUUGCCUUUUGUUACUAUUGCACUGCUGAACAUGUUUAUUAUUUAGACUCAUGGCGUAUUAAUUUGUCUGAAGAUAAUUAUUAAUGUUACAUUUUCCUUCUUAAAAAAUGUAUAAAAGUGUUUUCCUACAUUAAUAAACAUUGGUGUGAACUUUU
Molecule: messenger RNA, 2045 nt
Organism: Hemibagrus wyckioides
Lineage: Eukaryota; Metazoa; Chordata; Actinopteri; Siluriformes; Bagridae
Exons: 9
Coding region: 471-1160 (229 amino acids)
Cellular component (GO): membrane
Source: RefSeq, a predicted model, not a curated record